Molecule: messenger RNA, 856 nt
Organism: Manduca sexta (tobacco hornworm)
Lineage: Eukaryota; Metazoa; Arthropoda; Insecta; Lepidoptera; Sphingidae
Exons: 2
Coding region: 200-757 (185 amino acids)
Source: RefSeq, a predicted model, not a curated record
AUAUUUUAGUUUGAUUUCUGAACGAAGUGAACAUUUACGACAGGGCGAAACAGAGGCAGGGAAGUUCAAUUUUUUGUCGCAACGUGUGCGUUUAUGAACACAACGGUUCUAUGGCUGUUUUUUUAUUAGAGUUUACGUAGGAAAUUAUUAAAUACAAUCAUGUUCGUUUAAUAAGCAAUUUAUUUUAUUAGUACUUAAUAUGGAAGUGUCGAGGGCCGAUUCUGAAUUACCAAAUAAAAUGGCACAUUUAGACAUAAUGGAAAUAGAUGAGACCUGUGCGAAUGUACCUGAAGAGAUUGUGCAAGUUCCGGAUUUAUCAUCGCGAGUUUUAAGGAAAAGGAAAUCUUUAGUUCCCGAAAUUACUAAAUCCUCUAAUCGCAGGGUAAACAUGAAACCUCGGAAACAUGUGAUGGUAGAAAACGCGAACCCUAAACAAAUAGAAGCAUUGUACCUCAAUAAAAAGGUUAAAACACUUUCUCAAACUCUAGAGACGAUUUACGAAGAGCCGAAAAGCCAAAGCAGUAAUUCGGAUGCGCUCAUCGGUGGUCGCAAAAUAAAAAGACUGCUGACAUUCCAACUGGGUAACCAGUACACUAAAGAAAAAAUUAAGAAGCGCAGAGCAAAGAUAAAGAAGUUACUUGGAAAUAAGACUUUUAUAAACAGAAAAAAAAUCCCAAUGCAAGUAUUUCUGAAGACAAUAGAAUGUCUUGAGCUAGAUGAAGUAGUACAGACUGAAACUGUCCCACCUGAUAUGUAAGGAUAACUUAGUACAAUGCUUGUACCAAUGGUACUUAUAUUAUAAUGUUCUGCAACAUUAUUAAUCAAACCUUAAAUACAGAACAAAUAAGUACAAAUU